AAGACAAGCGUUGUACACGGGCACAUGACAAAACGAGAGAGGAGAGGAGAGGAGAGGGAAGGAGGGAGGCAAUAAAUGGAGGUGAGGUGAUAAUGAUAUAGGUCGCGGUCUUCAAAACACAGAGCGUUUGGUGUGACCCCAUUGUCGAUAUCUCCUCUCCUCACCCUUCCCCUGUGUUCUUCAAUUCAAUUCUGGCCAGAAGCUGCCCCCCUUUUCUUCCCCACUUCUUCUACCCCUCUCUCCUCCUGCUGCGCAAAGAUCUUCAAGCGCUUCAAGAUUCACAAGGCCGAUCAUGCCGUGCGCUGCCGAGCUUGUCAACGGUGAGGGAGGCGCUAUCAAAGUGGGCACAACCGGCACCAUCGGCUCACUCAUGACGAGAGAACUGGAGGCCAUCAAAGUCACGCCGCAAGGAGCUGCCACCCCGCGCCUAAGACGCCAAAGCAGUCCGGUUUCGUUGCCAUGUGGCGCUAGCCCCCGGAAGAUCAUCCUAAGGAAGAGCUCGUCCAGUGUUUCCAGCAGCAACAACAACAGUAGUAAUGGCAGAGCUGACCGUGUGAGUGCUGAAGAAGCCUGCAAGACAAGGAGGAGCUCUCACCGGAACAAGUCCAGCUCCCCGAUGCUGCACUCGGAUGGUGUGCUGGUUGACAGGAGCCCCAACUUGGAAAAGGCCAAGAAGAAAGGAAAUGUGCAUGGCGUCGAGGUGGUGGAUGUCAGGUGCGGUAAUCCGAUGAGCAGCCGUCUCAGGAAGCUGGGUUUCUCCAAGCUCUCAGAGACCUUUGCCUAGCCCUAACGGAAGAUGACUGAAAUCAAAGCUGCUGCUGCUGCUGCCGCUGCCCUUUCCUGGAGGGCAUCUUGGGUUUCUUUGUGCAAGCCUUUGGAGGGCAACACGAUGCCAUCUUUGGUGAGCCAAUCAUUUCAUCCACCUGACUGCCCUGCACCCUUGUGUGUCGCGAUCCGGUUUAGCUCAGUUUUCCUGCUCAUGUGUCCUGAUGUGUGGAAAGUUAGUCUACGAAAAGCAUUUCCCAUCAGAAGCUAGAUGUCAAAUUGUCAAUGGAUGAUAUAAUGUAAGGAUGCGCGUGUUGUCGGAAAACCUUGCCCUUCUGGAAUAGCAGAUCAGUUUCCUAGAA
Messenger RNA from Hordeum vulgare subsp. vulgare (domesticated barley), 1127 nucleotides. RefSeq lists its product as uncharacterized. NCBI's taxonomy places the organism in Eukaryota, Viridiplantae, Streptophyta, Magnoliopsida, Poales, Poaceae. The coding region runs from base 293 to 784 and encodes 163 amino acids. The transcript has 2 exons. The record is from RefSeq and is a predicted model, not a curated record.